This is a messenger RNA of Microplitis demolitor, 576 nucleotides long. RefSeq names its product protein Fer3-like. Gene Ontology annotation, biological process: regulation of transcription by RNA polymerase II; developmental process. The transcript has 4 exons. Gene Ontology annotation, molecular function: RNA polymerase II transcription regulatory region sequence-specific DNA binding; protein dimerization activity; DNA-binding transcription factor activity, RNA polymerase II-specific. The record is from RefSeq and is a predicted model, not a curated record. Bases 30 to 551 code for a protein of 173 amino acids. NCBI's taxonomy places the organism in Eukaryota, Metazoa, Arthropoda, Insecta, Hymenoptera, Braconidae.
UUUAUAAACAUAUUUUUAUUUAUAAGGAUAUGAGCUACAACGAACCGUUGUGGGAAAUUAACGGAAAUCAAGCACCUAUAAUAAGCAGCGAAAUGUCACAAUACAUCGGAAGUGAAAUGGCAUCAUACCCAAUGUGGGAUAGUUCAGUUCUUUACCAAACACCACCCCCAUCGUUAUCACAUGUCAACGAUCACGUCAAUGGAUUUUAUCGUCAACCCUGUGCUCUACUUCAUCAAAGCCGUUAUAGUCAUAAUGGACGUCUGCCUAAUCAACCGACGUCGACGACCAAAAAACCUCGUCGAAGGGUCGCUUCUGUUUCGCAGAGACGAGCCGCUAACAUACGCGAACGACGGAGAAUGUUUAACCUCAAUGAAGCGUUUGACAAAUUACGCAAAAAGGUACCAACGUUUGCAUACGAAAAAAGACUUUCAAGAAUCGAAACCUUACGUCUGGCUAUUACUUACAUUGCAUUUAUGGAUGAAUUACUCGGUAUUGAACCUACAAGCCCUAAAACUGAUUAUAUUCCUCGUGAAUACUAUUUACCAAAUUAAAAUAAUGUAAGUUCUUCAAAUUAUG